AAAAAAACAACACAGACAAAAUUAUAAUAUAGUGUGAUUUAUUGCUAGGAUUUUUUUAGAUGUACUCACCGUUCCACGCAUCAAUAUCAACACUGAAUAUUGAUAAUAAAAUAUAAAAUUUAUUUUUGCUUAUGUUCAGAGAGCUGCUGUCAUUAUAUUAUAUUUUGCCUCAAAUCCACUAAAAUGACGUCUAUAAUAAAAUUAUUCAUUUUAUCAGGGGCUAUGGAUGAAUCACCACCAUGUUAUUUAUUACAAAUUGAUGAUUUUAAAUUCUUAUUGGAUUGUGGAUGGGACGAACAUUUUAAUAUGGGCUUGAUAAAGAAAUUGAAAAGGUAUAUACCUCAAAUAGAUGCUGUACUACUCUCGCAUCCGGAUAAAUUUCAUCUUGGAGCAUUACCUUACCUUGUUGGAAAAUGUGGUUUAAAUUGCCCAGUUUAUGCCACUAUACCAGUAUACCAAAUGGGUCAAAUGUUUAUGUAUGAUUUACAUCAAUCUUUGUAUAAUGUGGAAGAUUUUAAUUUAUUUAAUUUAGAUGAUAUUGAUGCUGCUUUUGAUAAAGUCAUACAAGUAAAAUAUAACCAAAUUCUUUCAUUAAAAGGUAAGGGAAUUGGUAUAAAAAUUAUAGCAGUGCCUGCGGGUCAUAUGGUUGGUGGUACAGUAUGGAAAAUUUCCAAAGUUGGCGAAGAAGAUAUAGUAUAUGCAGUUGAUUUUAAUCAUAAAAAAGAAAGACAUUUGAAUGGUAGUGAUUUAGCACGGCUCGGAAGACCAUCUUUACUCAUAUUGGAUUGUUUCAAUGCUACAUAUUCUCAACCCAGACGUCGAGCUCGAGAUAAACUACUCUUGAAUUGUAUAUUGACAACACUUCGUUCCAAAGGAAAUGUGUUGAUAGCAAUUGAUACAGCUGGACGAGUUCUAGAAUUAAUGCAUAUGCUUGACCAGUUAUGGCGUAAUAGGGAAUCUGGUCUUUCUGCAUAUUCCUUAGUAUUUUUAACAAACGUUAGCUAUAAUACUGUAGAAUUUGCCAAGUCACAAAUUGAAUGGAUGAAUGACAAAUUGAUGAAAAGUUUUGAAGGUGCAAGAAACAAUCCAUUUUAUUUCAAAUAUGUAAAAUUAUGUCAUAACAUAGAUGAUUUAAACAAAGUUCAAGAACCUAAAGUUGUGUUAGCAAGUAAUGCUGAUCUGGAAAGUGGGUUUUCUAGGGAAAUAUUUCUCAUGUGGGCUUCAAAACCAAAGAAUAGUAUUAUUCUUACAGAAAGGACAGCCCCAGGUACACUAGCAAGAGAUUUAAUUGAUGAAGGUGGAGAUAGAUAUAUUAAAUUAACUGUCAAAAAACGUGUUCCCUUAGUAGAUAGAGAAUUAGAACAUUAUAAUGUCAAAUACAAAGAUGAAAAUAUGGUAGUUUGUAAAAAUAGUCAAGAAAGUUCAAAUUCAGAAAAUGAUGAACAUGUAACUGGUGAAUUUGAUUUACUUGACUCUGAGCUGUCAAAGAAAUCUUUAAAAAAAGAAUUACCACCAAUAUAUCCAUGUUUAGAAGAGGCAUGCAAAAUAAGUCCUUAUGGAGAAAUUAUAAAAAAAAAAUGUAUUCAAUUUGAUAACACACCAGAAGAUGAAAUUAAUUUAGAUGGGCAAACUAAAAAAACUGACAGUCAGGAAGAAAAAAUUGAUUUACAUGAAAUUCCAUCCAAGUGUCUGCAAUAUGAAGAAAAGAUUUUUGUAGCUGCUAAAAUUGUACAAAUUGAUUUUGAAGGUCGUUCAGAUGGUGAAUCAUUAAAACAAAUUGUUCUUGCAUUGAAACCAAGACGAUUAUUAAUAAUAAGAAGUUCAGAAGCCAGCUCUAAAAUAAUUUCAAAUUUUGCCAAAGUAUCUUGUGAAAGUACAGUAUUUUCACCUGGAAUUGGAGAAUGUUUGAAUGUAACAUCGGAAUCGCACAUUUAUCAAGUAAAUCUAACAAAUGAACUCCUUAACUCAAUACAUUUUAAAAAAAGUUCUAAUGGAGAUUUAGCUUAUUUAAAUGCUAUUUUAAAACCUAAAGCAAAUACAAAUGAAAAUGCCAUUGAUAUUGAUAUCCCAGAAAAGAUGUCUGGAAUUAAUGAUCCUAAAUUUACAUUAAAGCCUAUACCAGAUCAUCAUGCUUUAAACCAUAAAACCGUAUUUAUAAAUCGUUUAAAAUUAUCUGAUUUCAAACAAAUAUUAUUGAGAAAUAACAUAACUUGUGAACUAUCUAAAGGAGUAUUAUGGUGUUGUAACCGUACUAUUUGUAUACGUAGAACUUCUUCUAAAAAAGUUUUAGUUGAAGGAAUAAUUAGUAGGCAAUACUAUUUCAUUCGAAGUUUGUUGUACAGUCAAUUUAUUAUACUUUGAUUAAUUUUACUGUAUUAUUUAGACAUAAGUCUUAGAUUUUGAUUAAAAAUAAGUAUUUGUAUUUGUUUUGAAUACCUGUACCUAGAAC
Cinara cedri is the source of this 2449-nucleotide messenger RNA. NCBI's taxonomy places the organism in Eukaryota, Metazoa, Arthropoda, Insecta, Hemiptera, Aphididae. The record is from the annotation of a GenBank genome assembly.